AUGGGUUUUUUUCUAAUGAACCUUUUCUUGCGAAUAGGACUUGCAAUUGGAUCAAAUUAUGGAUAUGUUGAAUGGUCGGACAGCGACAAAGACAUGGAAAUCAGGACUAUUUACAGCACUCCAAGUAGCAGAGAGCCUCAGCUUUAUCCAACGCUGCUCAGCAACCCCAUGACCGAGCGCGCCGUUGUGGCGCAUAAGAUCGAGGAGGACCUACCGCGGGUGGUCACCUCUUUCCUGCACACAGGAGAUUCCUCGACCCUGGAACAUAUCAACUGUUCGCGACGCUACGAGUUAAGUAGCCUUCGCGGGGGAGCCCAUGUCGCCUCGCAUUACUCCCUGCACAGCGUGCUGGAUACCAUGGCACACGCUACCAACUUCCUGAACAUGAUACUACAAACCAACAGGUCGAGAGAGCAAAGCUUACGACGUGAUAUCCAAUGGUACCACGCGUUAGUAAGGAGUAUCCUGGAGGGAGACCCCAAAAUCCACCGAGCCGUGGUCACGUUUCAUACGGAUUCUCCCACGCCUGGUCCGCACGUAUUCCUCCAGGCGACCAGAAAGGACAAAGACAUAGUUCUCCAAGACCUUUCAAACACUGCUCACCAUCGCCUUACAAGCAGGGCACCUGAGUCCGAAUGGUACAACGAGUUCAGAGAUAGAAAGAAACCUCACUUGUUUAGGAGGGCGCCGGGUCGGGACUCCAAAAUCACACAGGACAGUUACGUACUUGAUAAAAGUCAAAUUAAAUGGUCGGCGCCCUACCUGGAGUGUGAACACGGGAACUUUGUGCCGCACUGGCUUCUCACCCUCUCGGCUGGUUUCUAUGGGCUGAAGGCUAAUUCGGCGCCAGAGUUCAGAGGUGUGGUGAGAGUGGACGUGAACCUCCAGGAUGUGGACAUUAACCAGUGCUCCACCAGUGGCUGGUUUGGAGGGACUCACCGCUGUAACCUGACCACUAUGGAGUGCAAGCCGAUCUUGGGCCAUGGAUUUGUGUUGGACAAGUACAAAUGUCAAUGCAAGAGAGGCUUCUACCAUCCCAGCAGGGUGGCCCUCAACGGAAUCUCCAGGACUGAGCGGGGUCCUCAUAGCGACGAGCACUCGGAGGGUUCCGGAAAGUGCCUGCCUUGUCGUGAGGGCUGUCCUUUUUGUCGGGAUGACACGCCCUGUCUGGCCCAGGAGGAUAGCUCACUGCGGCUGGCUAUGGUGUCCUUCCAGGGCCUGUGUAUGCUGCUGGACUUCGUGAGCAUGGUUUUGGUCUACAACUUCCGCCGGAAUAAGAGAAUCAGAGCCUCUGGUCUUAUUUUGCUGGAGGCCAUUUUGUCUGGAUCUCUGCUUCUCUACUUCCCUGUGAUGAUAUUGUAUUUUCAUCCAAGCGUAUUCCGCUGCAUUCUACUGAGAUGGGUCCGUCUCCUUGGUUUUUCCACAGUCUAUGGGACAAUAAUCCUCAAACUGUACAGGGUGCUUAAGGUGUUCCUGUCGCGUACGGCCCAACGGAUCCCCUACAUGACAAGCUGGAGAGUCCUGCGUCUGCUGGCCAUCAUCCUCCUGGUGGUUUGCUGGUUCCUUGUGGCGUGGACCUCAGCUGUGUGCCAGAGCCACGACACUCAACAUGCCCUCAUUGAUGUGGGCAUCACCCCUGAGGGUCUGCAGUUCAGCAUGUGCCUGCUUGACCGCUGGGACUACAUGAUGGCUGUCGCGGAGUUCCUGUUUCUCCUGUGGGGGGUCUAUCUCUGCUACGCAGUGCGGACUGUGCCCUCGGCUUUUCACGAGCCACGAUACAUGGCCAUUGCCAUCUACAAUGAACUCCUCAUCUCAGCAAUAUUUCACAUCAUUAGGUUCUCUUUGGCUCCUGGAUUACAUCCUGAUUGGAUGCUUAUGCUAUUCUUUGUUCACACUCACCUGACAGUGACAGUAACUUUGGGGCUUCUGCUAGUUCCUAAGUUUAUGUUCACUGGGACUCACACACGCGAUGACAUUGCCACAGAAGCCUAUGAAGAUGAACUUGACAUGGGCCGGUCAGGCUCCUAUCUGAAUAGCAGUAUAACAUCAGCCUGGAGUGAACACAGUCUGGACCCAGAGGACAUACGGGAGGAGCUUAAGAAGCUCUAUGCCCAGUUAGAGAUCUACAAGAUGAAGAAGAUGAUGGCCAACAACCCACACCUUCAGAAGAAACGCAGCUCCAAGAAAGGCCUUGGACGUUCGCUAAUGCGUCGAAUCACAGAGAUUCCAGAGACAAUGAGCCGACAGUGCAGCCGCGAAGACAGGGAUAGUGACCAUGGGAGUAACCGGAGUACCCUGAGGAGGAAUCCAUUUGACCCUUCCCACUCUGGGAAAUCUAAGGAAGAUUCCCUGAAGAACAAGGUGUUCUCUCUGAAGAAGUCUCACAGUUAUGACCAUGUACAUGAACAGGGUGGGGACACCAGUGGAACAGCCACGGACAAAAUAGAGAGCUCCACCACAGAGACUUCUCUGCUGGGUACCUUGAUGGGCAGGAGGUCAGCCAAGAAGCCUCCAGAGGUUCUGAAGGUUGAGCCUGCAGAAUCUGCAGAGUCUGUACCCUUAGUAUGCAAGUCUGUCAGUGCACACAAUCUCACAGCUGACAAGAAGCCCAUACACCUUCGGACUUCCAUGCUACAAAAAUCUCUAAGCGUCAUCGCCAGCGCCAGAGAAAGGACACUGGGACUUACAGGAAAGACCCACAGUGUGGAGGAUGCUGCUAAGAAGGGGCACAAAGCUAGAGAUAGCAGAAUGCUAUCUGAGGUAGAUGAGUCACCAGAGUGUUACCCCAAGAUGAUUAUCAGCCAAUCUGUUGAGUACACCAAGACGCCAAGUAAGAUGGGUAUCAUGAAACAGCAGGUAAGUGGCAGUCAGCCAUCCAUCUGCUCUGAACCAGGAAGGAGCAAAGACCUGUAUGACCUCUCAGAGGUGUGCCCCUGGGAGAUGGAGGAGCUGCCCACACCAUCUGAAGGGAAGACACAGAAACAUGUCUCAAUUGCACCAUGUGAGACAACCACAGUCCAUGGGAGCUCUUCGAAAAGUGGACGAUCUCAGCACAAACAGAAGACUGCAUGCCAGUCACCCUCCAACCGUCGGCGCUCCAGAGACAAAAUGGGGGACAGGGAGGAAGGGAAUGAUAGGCAUGAGGGGAGAAAGCCUAAAUCACCACUCAACCUAAGUGUCCACAAAGAUGUCUGCCCCUGGGACUUUGAGGAGUUGCCUGGAAAGGCAAUGGACAGUGCUGGUCUUUCUCCAGAAAGAGGUCGACGCAAAAAAAGCGUUACACCAACAGAUGGGAAACCUAAAAUCAUCCUCUCAGAUAUCUCCAGGUCCACAGGGAGCCUUCUGCAGCCUCCAGCCCUCAUGGUGGAGAUCUGCCCCUGGGAUUAUGAUGCACCUCUUUCCCCUAACCACGAAAAGAUCUCCAGUCCUACACACCAUUCAAAACGGAGAGACUCCAGCUCCAAAAGAAAAGGAUCAUGCUCUUCAAAGGAGAAGGGGAAAGAGCGGGAAGAGGAGAAGAGACAGUCAAAGAGCAAGGAGCGGAGAAGCUCCUCAAGCAAACCCUCAGAGAAGCGUCGCGUCAGCCAAUCAUCAGAUGGUGGCCAGGUCACCAUGGCAACCUCAGGCAGGAGGAGGAGUUCCACAAGAGAGCCAGCAGGAACCGACAGCAAGAGGGCUGAGGCCUGCCCAUGGGAGGUGGAGGCUGUCCCGGGCGAUAUCUCCAGAGACAAAACCUCCCCGGCAAAAGACAAGUGUUCAACCCCUCAAAAUACAACAACGUGUCAUCCCAAUAUGGCCGAUAUUUGCCCAUGGGAUUUUGAGGAUAAGUCACCUGGGAAAAGUGCAUGA
This is a messenger RNA of Chanos chanos (milkfish), 3849 nucleotides long. RefSeq names its product G protein-coupled receptor 158b (gene gpr158b). The record is from RefSeq and is a predicted model, not a curated record. The transcript is spliced from 11 exons. Gene Ontology annotation, biological process: G protein-coupled receptor signaling pathway. Gene Ontology annotation, cellular component: membrane. Gene Ontology annotation, molecular function: G protein-coupled receptor activity. NCBI's taxonomy places the organism in Eukaryota, Metazoa, Chordata, Actinopteri, Gonorynchiformes, Chanidae. Bases 1 to 3849 code for a protein of 1282 amino acids.